AUGCCAGAGACUCGGCUUAUCGAAGACGAGGAGGAUGAAGACGAGGAGCAGAGAAGGACUCUGCAGGACAGAGGUCAGACAACGGAUCUGAUUGGGAGAACAAAAACACGACGUCUGGACCACAGUCAGGGACCACUGUCUUCUCUACGAGCUGCUAUCAAGAGAACAAGAACAAACUCUCAAGGUGACAACAGAGCAGAGAGGAGACGACCAAACAUCACCAUCGUCUCAGUGGAACCUCUGACCAGAAGCGCCUGGUUCGCCGGAGGCCCGGUGGUUUUUCCUCCUCCAGCAGGCUGGUCCACUGGCAUCCCCACUGUUUCACAGCUGCCGCCAUCCUAUGACCAGGUGAUUAAAGAGAAGACACAGACAGAUCAGCCGGCCAAGCCCACAGCGGCCCCACGCCAGAGAGGAACACAGGCCCAGCCGCUUAGGAAAGACUCCGAUCCACACUUUGGUGCCGCUUCGCCACAUCCAGGGAGAAACCCUGCAGCUAAAAAGCCCCAAAAGCCUCCGAGGUCUUCAUUUCCAAAAGUAUCAGAGGUAAAAAGAGGCGUCAAGGUUGUAGAGAGAACAGCGGAACACACCAGUACAGAGGGUUGUAGUCGUGCGUGUGAUCCAGACCACUUUGGAUCUGAUGAGGCGGACUCCCAACGUACGAGCAGAUCCGUCACCGUCCACUGGACAACUGCGACUAAUCAUCAGUCUGACUCUGCUUCUGUUCAACGUGCUGCUUCAAACCUAGAAAACGCUCAGAGACCUGUUCCACGUCCCCGAACGAAACUGAACAAAAACGCGACAAAAGAGGAGCAUCAGACUUUGAUUACACUUGGAGAAAACUGUGACGCGUUUCAGUCUUUUUCACGAGACGUUCCCACCAAUAAGUACCUGGAGGAAUUACUGGAGGUCUUCGGUGAACGUAGCGACUGUGAGGAGGGCCGGUACUACGUCGACCAGUCGUAUGAGAAGUCGUUGGAUGAAGAUGCAGAUGGAACAAUGAGUGCCAACAACAAUCACCGAAACAUCCGUGCCAGGAUUCAAGCUUUUGAGAGCCAAACUGGUACCGAAGAGGACAAUGAGUCACAAGCAGCCACACCAGACCUUCCACCAAGGAGGGCCACCUACAGACCCCCGGUUGCUUCUAAACCUCCUGCAACUUUUAAACCUAAUGGCCCGAAUAACUCCAGUCAGAACAUGUUUGCUUCUCAAAACUCACAAAACCAAGAACCGCUCACCAGACCCAAGCCUCCUACCAAACCAGUGGGGCAUUCAGUGAGAGAGGAGCUGGAGGCCUUACACAGCAAGGGGGGUCAGCCCCACAGCUCACUACCUUUCAGGUUGACCAGGUCCGACAGCGUCCACGAAGAGGAACCGGCUCCGUUUCCGCCCGUACCCCCGGUGAAACCGUUCAAAGAGCCACUUAGACCCAACCUGAACAUAAACAACCACAACUCACACGAUGAGAGCGAGAGCGUGGCCGGCCCAAUCAAAAAAGUGCCGCUCAAACCUCAGUAUAGUGUGGCCAGCAAUGGCAGCUCUGUCAGCAGACAGGGCACGUGGAGAAGACCAACCACCAUCAGGGUUCCUAGCAAGGCUCCUUCAGAUAACUUUCAGGAUGACGCUCCUCCUCUUCCAGUUAAAAAGCCCAUAGGCUCAACGAGCUUCUCCUCCUCCUCCUUAGCAAGCUAUAAGGAGAGCCUUAGAUCCUCAAGGUCAUUUCAGAACACUUUCAGCACCGGACCGGAGCCACCGCUUCCACCCAGGAAGCCCAGUGGGAACAAAAGCCUCCCGCCCCGGCCCCCUCCAGCCAGGACGGGCCCCGGCAGACCUGCCCCCCCAAGCCUUCAGGCAGCGGGUCGAUCUCAGUCGGAGCCGCAGCGAUCUUCGCCAAAGUUCAAAGCUCAGAUGCCGACCAAGAAAGGCCUGGUGCUGCCUCCCAGGCCCGGUCCGGGCCACCGCCUCUACAACAACUACAUGCUCCCGCUCCCUCACGGGAUUGCGUCUGCUGAUUUUGACGGGAGGAACUCAGAGGAGCUGACUCUGCAGAAAAACGAAGUAGUUCUGCUUCUGGAGAAGAUCAGCCACAGUGAGUUUGACUGCCAGAUCGGAGAAACCAGAGGGAGAGUCCACAAGUCCCGAAUGACGAUCAUAACUCCUCUGGACUCUGAUUUUUCCCACCCACAGGAAGAAGGUGCAGCUGCUUCGGGUGGAGGUGCUGAUGGGCUUAAGGUGAAGGCUCUGCAUGACUUUGUUCCAGAGGGUCCGAUGGAGCUGAGCCUCUCAGCAGGAGACGUUGUGACUGAAGUGGAGCAGGUGGACAACCAGUGGUACCGAGGCACCUGUAACGGCUCUACUGGGUUCUUUCCCAUCAGUUAUGUUAAAGUACUGUCCAAUUCACCCAAACCGUUAGCCAAGAAGAAGAAGAAGAAGACGCAAGCUGCCUCCGUCAGCGGUCCCAGGUGUGUGGCCCGGUUCGAGUUCGAGGGGGAGCACAGCGACGAGCUGUCCUUCUCGGAGGGGGACGUGAUCCAGCUGAAGGAGUACGUGGGGGAGGACUGGGCUCGGGGGCAGGUCGGUGCCUCUGUGGGCAUCUUCCCCCUGAACUUUGUGGAGGUCAUCGAGGAUCUGCCUCUGCCCCCGAGGCAGCAGCCGGGUCCGGCUGCCGGGGUGGCGUUGCCAGGUCUUGCUGCUCAUUCUGCCUUUGGACAAGCAGCAGCUGCCAAACCUGCCCAGACCGCCGGGUCUGGUGUGCAGUGGGCGGUGGCUCUGUACGACUACACAGCAAAGACCCAGGACGAGCUGUCGUUUCAGAAGGACGACUGCAUCCUGAUCACCGAGCACCUGAGCGAGGAGUGGAGCAGUGGCAGGCUCAACGGCAGGGAGGGCAUGUUUCCCAGGGCCUUCGUCAACGUCUCGUCGGGAGAGCAGCAGGGCGGAGCCGCUGGCUGCCUGACAGGAACGGCUCUGUACCGCUUCACAUCAGACUGUGAGGAGGAGCUCUCACUCCAGGUCGGGGACAUCGUCACCAACCUGGAGCCGGUGGAUGACGAAUGGUUUCUGGGGGACUUGAGGGGAAAACGGGCCCUCGUCCCUAAAAACUAUCUACAAGUUCUUGAUUAAUGGACUUGUAGCUUGAACCGGUGGACGUUUAAUCAGUCGUGUUUGGAAAGCAUUAAAACUUAAACAGUGUUUAAAGUUGUGCAACCUUUCUCAAGCAUUUACUGAACUACGUUCUAAAUAAAAAAAUGAUCAGUAUUUCUCUAGGUCUAUUCUGAAUUUAACUGAACACUUGCUCCCCCUACUGGUUCUUCAUCAUCCAUGCUACUGAAAUGUUUGGCCCUUACAGAUGUUUAGUGUAACUCUAAUCUGAAUAAGACUGGGCCGGAAGAUGACCACCAGCAGUAGUUAAUUGAAGCCUCCAGUCCUCUUUGAUUUAAAGAUAAAGUGUGUAAGUUAUUACCACUCCUGAUAUUACUUUAUUAUUAAUGAAUGGAAACUGUUUUUAAUGUACUUGAUAACUCAAAUGUACAAGAUUAAAUGCAUUAUAACAAUUCA
Molecule: messenger RNA, 3555 nt
Organism: Xiphophorus hellerii (green swordtail)
Lineage: Eukaryota; Metazoa; Chordata; Actinopteri; Cyprinodontiformes; Poeciliidae
Gene: sh3d19
Product: SH3 domain containing 19
Exons: 21
Coding region: 1-3120 (1039 amino acids)
Molecular function (GO): protein binding
Source: RefSeq, a predicted model, not a curated record